AUGCUCGGUACUGUGGCAAAACCACUGGGGGGAGUACUGGAUCUGGUUUCUGGCGCAAUGACAAGUCUUCGUGAAGCAGCACGACCUUCGGCACAGGGUCGCCCACGACGUCGACGCCCCCGGCGAGCUGGACUUAGCUGGGCCGGCGCAGGCGGACUUGAAAUGGUCAGCAGUUCUACAGGUCGCUACAAUGAUCACAUCAAACGCUCCAACACCGCCGUUCAUGUUGAUGGUGGUACUGGUGGAGGUGAGGGAGUUGACAAAAAUGUAGGAGCUCCUACUGUCAGAGGACAUCAAGGCGAUAUACAAAUCACGGGUCGAGGGCCAAUCCACUUGAUCGGCGUGGAUUGUAUCAACCAGCUCAGGUCAUCUGUAAAUAUAGCCACAAGUGAUACAAAUGAAACUGAAGAUGACGGAGAUGAGGAAAAUGAGGAAGAUGAUGAGGGCGAGAAUACCACGGAUUACGACGACACUGAUGGGGAGGAGACGAAUGAUGCGUUUAUCGGGACAAGUGAGGUGUGGGGUGUGGCCCCUGGGGUUACACCAGUUGCCCAACUUCCUAUAUAUUUACCGAGUCAGGCUGUUGGGCAGCUGCAGCUGAGGCGCAUCUGCGCUGGUUUACCUAAUGUCAUGCGACAACAGCCGCCCGGGCCUUCUGGGGUGUCAGGUAAAUUUUUCGUUUUAUUGGCAGGUUUCCAAGGCUACCAGUAG
Protopolystoma xenopodis is the source of this 711-nucleotide messenger RNA. The record is from the annotation of a GenBank genome assembly. NCBI's taxonomy places the organism in Eukaryota, Metazoa, Platyhelminthes, Monogenea, Polystomatidea, Polystomatidae.